Tribolium madens (black flour beetle) is the source of this 2144-nucleotide messenger RNA. RefSeq names its product nuclear pore complex protein Nup54 (gene Nup54). Gene Ontology annotation, molecular function: structural constituent of nuclear pore. Gene Ontology annotation, biological process: NLS-bearing protein import into nucleus; protein localization to nuclear inner membrane; nuclear pore organization. NCBI's taxonomy places the organism in Eukaryota, Metazoa, Arthropoda, Insecta, Coleoptera, Tenebrionidae. Gene Ontology annotation, cellular component: nuclear pore; nuclear pore central transport channel. The record is from RefSeq and is a predicted model, not a curated record. The transcript is spliced from 5 exons. The coding region runs from base 121 to 2121 and encodes 666 amino acids.
GUACUGUCAAUUGUCAAAAUAUCCGAUUUUGACAGGUUAAUAAGUUUAAUUUAUAAAUAAUUCGUUUAAAAAAUUGUAAUUACUAUUUUUAUGUAACAAUAACGUUAAAUUAAUACAGUUAUGGCAUUUUCUUUCGGAAAUGCGAACCAGUCAACAUUUGGAAGUACGCCGAAUAAACCCACUGCUUUCGGUACCCCAUUUGGGGUAACCACGACCACAGCCAGUACCGGUUUCGGCGGUUUUGGAACUUCAUUCGGAACCACUUCCCAACCGUCGACCGGUUUUGGUUCAACUUUUGGCGCUCCUGCUCAAUCCUCAGGUUUCGGUAGUACUUUCGGAACCCCUGCAACUUCCACUCCGGCAUUUGGUUCAACUUUUGGAACUCCAGCAUCAUCUUCAGCUCCUAGUUUUGGUACGGGUUUUGGUCAAUCGACAGGAGGCGGUCUUUUCGGUACUCCCACAACAAAACCAACCCUUUUCGGUACUCCCACAACUUCGACUUCGUUAUUUUCGACGCCUAGUACGGCCCCGAGUUUAUUUGGGAGUGGUACCACAACGCAAGCACCGAGUCUUUUCGGGGGCGUCACGACGUCUACUCCUAGUUUAUUUGGAGCAGGGAGUACCCCAGCUCCGAGUUUGUUUGGUACUACGACAACUUCGGCCCCAAGUUUGUUUGGGAGUUCGUUUGGGGGGACUGCAACUACUUCGGGAGGUUUAUUUGGGGGAGGUACAACGGGGUCAGGGUUUGGAUUAUUCGGGGGUACUACAACGACAAGUGCGCCAUCUUUAUUUGGAGGUUUUGGGAGUACACAAACAACUGGGGGAUUUGGAGGGUUCGGGGCGAGUGGAGGGUUUGGCCAAACACAAGGGAGUUUGUUUGGAGGAGGUUUUGGGGCAAAACCGGCACAACCUCCAGGUGUUGCGCAAAAUGCAGUCACAACUCAACAACAACAAAACCAGCUUGUAAUUCAGUCGAUAUAUGCUAUAAACAUUUUUAAUGAUGAGAGGGAUGAUAUUUUGAAGAAGUGGAAUCUGUUACAAGCUUGUUGGGGUACCGGGAAGGGGUAUUACAGUCCGAAUCAACCACCGGUUGAAUACACCGUUCAUAACCCGUUUUAUCGGUUCAAAGCAGUCGGUUAUAACAUAAUUCCAGAACAUGAUAACACAGAAGGUAUAGUCAAGUUGAUUUUUAACCGAAAAUACGCUGAACUCAGUUCGCAAAAACAAGUCCUAAUCAAUGGCAUUAGUGGGAUUCUGGGUAAUAAACCCAACCUCAAGGUUACAAUCCAACACAUCAAAGCCCUUUCUGACACACAAUCCGAAUUAAGAAUUGUGGUUAUGGAAAAAGGAGUCACCGGAACCAGCCGAAAAAUCCCAGCCACCGACUUGGCCAACUAUUUGAAUCAACCAACGCAAAAACAACAAUUGACUAACGUUGGUGUUACGACUAUCAUUGCGUAUGUAACACCCUCGAAAGCAGCAUUGGAAGAAUACUUAAAAACGGUGCCUCAAGGUUUCGACCCUCAAAUGUGGAGGGCGGCGAUUAUGGAUAACCCAAACCCUAGUAAAUACAUGCCAGUGCCGAUUUACGGUUUUAAUGACCUUAAGGCCCGCAAAUUGAAACAGGAACACGAAACGGGCUUACAUAAGGCUUUUGAGGAGAAAAUCACAAACGAGUUGGCCGAAUUGAAGAAAAAGCAUGCGGCUUCACUCGCACGAAUUAACGAGCUUAAACACAGAUUCCUGCAUUUGCAACAUAGAACAUUGAGAAUUUUGGUUAGACAGGAAAGUAUACGAAAAAAUGGCUUGGCCUUGCAGCCUGAAGAGGAGUAUUUGAAAGGGAAACUCGAAACGAUGUAUGCACAUCUUAAUGUUCCGACACAGUUUAAGGGUCAGUUAAAUGAGUUAAUUUCGACGGUGAAACUCAUGGAAAAUACAAGUCGGCCCCCACAACCACGGUAUAAAUUGGUACAGGAGUCUCAAGCUGAACUGAAAGAUUUUCUCCAAUUGCAACAAAAUGGUAUUUCGAAAUUGGUGGAGAUUGUUAAGGAAGACAUGCGUUCUUUGAAUAUCAUGGUCGACGGUAUGCGCCAGCUUAUGCAGAAUAAAACUGUAAUUUGAUCAAUAAAUUGAUUUAUUUUUGA